This is a messenger RNA of Acinonyx jubatus (cheetah), 1539 nucleotides long. It is a transcript of the gene TCN1, whose product is annotated as transcobalamin 1. NCBI's taxonomy places the organism in Eukaryota, Metazoa, Chordata, Mammalia, Carnivora, Felidae. The coding region runs from base 77 to 1378 and encodes 433 amino acids. Gene Ontology annotation, molecular function: cobalamin binding. The transcript is spliced from 9 exons. Gene Ontology annotation, biological process: cobalamin transport. The record is from RefSeq and is a predicted model, not a curated record.
AGCUCUCAUUACCCUCUGCCCAUCACCCAAUAAAUAGUCAGACAAGCCCUCGCUAUUCCAGAACACUGUUGGAGAGAUGAGACAAUCCCACCAGCUGCCCCUACUGGGGCUCCUAUUGUUUUCUCUUAUUCCAAGACAACUAUGUGAGAUCUGUGAGGUAAGCAAAAACAACUAUACUGAUCUAAACCCUCUGAUAAACACAAUGAUCAAUUCAAAAUAUACCAAAGGAAUCCAAGCUGCCAAUGUCCUGUUGUCCCUCAGACUUGGUGGGAUCCUGAACCAAUGCCAAGAACAACAGCUGAUCCAACAAGUCAAACUCACUGUGUAUUAUAAAGCUUCAACUUUAACCUCGGGACAGCUUGCCUUGGCUAUACUGGCUUUGGGAGCAUGCAAAACGCCUGAUGAAACAUCUAUACGUUAUCCUAACCUGGUCAAAAACCUUAGAAAUAAAUUCAAAGCAGAAAUUGAAAAUAUGGGGAAACACAAUGGUAAUCCACUGACUAACUACUAUCAGCUCAGCCUGGAUGUUUUGGCCUUAUGUCUGUUCAGGGGGAAAUUUUCAAUCACCCAAGUUGCUAAAAUCUUCGAACCUGAAAAUAAAAAUUUCUAUUUUAAGGGACAGUUCUCAGUAGAUACUGGUGCAAUGGCUGUCCUGGCUCUGACCUGUGUGAAGAAUAUAACAAAUGGGAAGAAAAAAACAGAUAUGGAAAACUUAAAUAAUAUCAAUAAUCAUAUAAAGUCACUGAUAGAGAAGAUUCUUUCUCAGAAAAAAGAAAAUGGUCUCCUUGGAAACAUAUAUAGUACAGGAGAAGCUAUGCAGGCUCUCUUUGUCUCAUCAGACUAUUACAAUGAAAGUAAAUGGGAUUGCCAACAAACUCUGGACACAGUGAUCAUGGAAAUUCAUAAAGGAGCGUUCCGUAUUCCAACUGCUGCAGCUCAAAUCUUACCCGCCCUGAUGGGAAAGACCUACUUGAAUGUUAACAAAGACUCUCCUUGUGUCUAUGGCCCAGGUGACUUCAACAUCUCCACUGUGGAGCCUAUAACAGCGACACCUCCUCUCUCACCCUCACAAAUCCAAGUGAAUUAUUCUGUGGUAAUAAUCAAGGAAACACAUUCCACCACGGUCUCCGUAGCAAAUGGCUCUGUCUUCCUAGAUGUGAUGGAAGCAGCUCAGAAAGAAAAUGCAACCCUAUUUGGUUUCACAGUGGAGGAGAGAUCAUGGGGCCCCUACAUCACCUCUGUUCAGGGCUUAACAGCCAACAAUAACAACAGAACCUUCUGGGAGCUCCUGAAUAACGGCCAACCGCUGGAUCAAGGAGUUGGUAGUUACAUUGUGCAUGAGGGAGAUAAUUUGGAGGUUCGUUGGAGCACAUACUAAUAAAUUCAAACCUUCCUCAGCUGGAUCUCACCCCUUUGCAAUGGAAUGGCAGGUGGAAAGUGGCUUCAUACCUUCCUUUUCCUUUCUCUCAAUUUCAGUAGGAGACCCAAUAACCCCCCCUUCUCUGCGUGUUCAAUAAAAGGUCAACAGCUACACAAAAA